UUUCAGCUAACAUAGAGUCAUAACAAAGAGAGUCAUAGUUACUCCCGCCGUUUACCCGCGCUUGCUUGAAUUUCUUCACGUUGACAUUCAGAGCACUGGGCAGAAAUCACAUUGCGUAAACACUCAGCUAGAGCCAUCGCAAUGCUUUGCUUUAAUUAGACAGUCGGAUUCUCCCAGUCCGUGCCAGUUCUGAGUUGACCGUUAAAUGGUGGCCGAAGGUGAAUUCUGCUGGUUGACACACAGACAAGUCUGUAUGCAACUGUCAACAGACCCCCGCAGCAAGGCCGAUCCGUGGGAGGCCAAGGCGCAGGACCGAGCUCGAAUCCUGGAUCACACCGAAGUGCUUUCCAUUCCUCGUGCUCAGGCCAGGCUCGUUGGCGCUGACCCACAUCCCGACCUAGCCCGACACACCCCGAUCCUCAGAGCCAAUCCUUGUCCCGAAGUUACGGAUCCAAUUUGCCGACUUCCCUUACCUACAUUAUUCUAUCGACUAGAGGCUCUUAACCUUGGAGACCUGCUGCGGAUAUGGGUACGAUCUGGCGCGACUUCCGCGUGGCCCUCACCUGGAUUUUCAAGGUCCGGGGGGAAGUCCGGACACUGCCGCAACUGCAGUGCUCUUCGCAUUCCAAACCCUAUCUCCCUGCUAUAGGAUUCCAGGGUACUCGAACGCUUAUAAAGAAAAGAAAACUCUUUCCAGACUUCCCGCCGGCGUCUCCAGGCCAGUUUGGGUUACCCCGACGAGCGCUCGCAAGCAAGUGCCCGCAAAGAUGCGGUUACGCAGCCAGGUUCCGGAAUAGGAACCGGAUUCCCUUUUGCCCAAAAGGAGCUGUUCAGUCGAUACUGCGAGCUACAAGAGCUACAAGCAAGAACACGACAAGCACAGUCUGUGGUCUAUGAUUGUAUGUUUGCAGCAGCAUAAGAGUCGCGAGCUACUAGGAGCUACAAGCGAGGCAAUUAUGUGCACGCAUGCAUAUUGUCAAGCCACCCAUCGUCAUCGGAUUUCUCCUAGGGCUCAGGGUCGACUGACUCUUGUGCAACGGCUGUUCACAAGAAACCCUUCUCCACGUCAGUCCUCCAGGCCCUCGCUAGAGUAUUUGCUACUACCACCAAGAUCUGCACCAACGGCGGCUCCAGGCAGGCUCUCGCCCUGACCCUUCUGCGCUCACCGUCGCGACCCUCUUACUCGUCAAGACUUAACGGCAGCUACGGAGACCGCAGCUGCCCACUGUGCCGUUGACGGCCCGGUAUAAGCACGACGCUAGAGCGCCAUCCAUUUUCAGGGCUAGUUGCUUCGGCAGG
This is a messenger RNA of Nilaparvata lugens (brown planthopper), 1299 nucleotides long. RefSeq lists its product as uncharacterized. The record is from RefSeq and is a predicted model, not a curated record. Bases 206 to 649 code for a protein of 147 amino acids. The transcript has a single exon. Lineage: Eukaryota; Metazoa; Arthropoda; Insecta; Hemiptera; Delphacidae.